This is a messenger RNA of Phymastichus coffea, 1498 nucleotides long. RefSeq names its product 2-Hydroxyacid oxidase 1-like. The transcript has 9 exons. Gene Ontology annotation, molecular function: FMN binding; oxidoreductase activity. The coding region runs from base 259 to 1350 and encodes 363 amino acids. Lineage: Eukaryota; Metazoa; Arthropoda; Insecta; Hymenoptera; Eulophidae. The record is from RefSeq and is a predicted model, not a curated record.
UUAAAAAUACAAGAUAUAAAAACUCUUGAUCAGACGCGAUAUUAUACGCCCGUAGCAAGUGUUUAAUAUUUUACUACAGUGCGCGCGCUGUGGAAGUGAGAUGAGUCGUGUUCAGUGCGAGCGUAAACAAGAGAGAUCGUAGACAUCACACGAACAUUGAAUUUAUAUAAGCAUAUUGUUUAUCGGAAUUAUGAUCGAAAAUUCUAUUAAUACAGAAAUAAUUGUAAAUAUAACUUGUUUAGUGAUUGUGAUAGAAAGAUGGAGAAUUUUUCAUCUAUUCAAGAUUUUGAAAAUCAUGCCUUAAGUCAUUUACCUCAAGAUGUCCAAAAUUAUUACACACGUGGCUCUGGAUCACAAGAGACGGUGAAGCUUAACAAAGAAGCAUUUAAAAGAUUAAGAAUACACCCGAAACUGCUGAGAAACGUAUCAAUGAGAAAUAUUAGUACAUUCAUUCUUGGAGAAAAAAUUUCAAUGCCUCUAGGAAUUUCGCCAACUGGACUUCAAAAACUGGCACACUCCGAAGGAGAAUGUGCUAAUGCGAAAGCUGCAGAGUCUGCAAAAAUAAUCUUCAUUCUUUCAGCCUACGCCAACAGCUCAAUUCAAGAAGUGGCAAACGCAGCUCCACAGGGUAUUAAAUGGCUCCAAUUAACAAUUUUAAAAGAUCGCGAUUGCAUUAUUCAUCUGGUUCGUAGAGCUGAGCAAGCAGGUUUUAAAGCGAUUGUAGUAACUAUUGAUAAUCCUGUCAUGCCAGACUCCAAAACUAAUAAAAUAUUUACCAUUUCCCAGCAAAUAAAAUUAAGUAUCUAUCAAGAUUAUUUCGAAACUAAGUAUUCUAAAAAAGAUAUAGGCAAUAUUUUUUUACAAGUCAAAUCAAUGAUGGACGAUUCUCUGACAUGGAAAGACGUGUCGUGGCUUAAAAGAGUUACGAAAUUGCCAAUUGUUGUAAAAGGGGUUUUGAGACCGGAAGAUGCAUUGUUAGCAAUUAAACAUGGUGCAAGUGGUAUACUAGUAUCUAACCAUGGUGGUCGACAACUUGACUCGGUUCCUGCUACGAUCGAAGUUCUUCCAAAUAUUGUUAAAGCUGUUGGAGACAGAGCAGAAGUAUAUAUGGAUGGUGGGAUCAGGCAAGGCACAGAUGUAUUCAAAGCAUUAGCUCUCGGUGCUAAAAUGGUUUUUAUGGGUCGACCCCUAAUAUGGGGAUUAGCUUGCGGAGGGGUGCAAGGUGCUCGUGCAAUACUUGAAAUGAUACGAAAUGACAUUGAUGAAACAUUUGCCAUGGCGGGUUGCUCUAGUGUUCAAGAAAUCACUCAAGAUUUUGUGACUCAUGAAAUACUUUACGCACAUCUUUAGUUUGCAUUUAAUCUCCGAUAUGCCAAUGCUAAUCAUAGUAUAAUAGAUACCGCCAUGAUAGCAUGUAUGAAAAUAUAUUAGACAUUUAAUGCAUUUGAUAAAAUAUUAAAAACAUUUUUUAUCAAAAAUUGUUUAUGCACUCGCGACA